Molecule: messenger RNA, 666 nt
Organism: Arachis ipaensis
Lineage: Eukaryota; Viridiplantae; Streptophyta; Magnoliopsida; Fabales; Fabaceae
Source: RefSeq, a predicted model, not a curated record
AUGGCAGCGUAUCGACAACAAGUGGAGGAAAAUCAUCAUGACUUGGUUAAUUUAUUGACUCAGCAAAUGACUACAAUUCUGAAUCCUAUGAUGGCCGAUCAUGAAUUGAGAUUCGAGCGUCUUGCUAGACAAGUCGAGAGGAUCGCUCGAAUCGUCGAUUAUGAUGAAGGCGAAAGGCAUAAUGUUCGAGGAACUAAUGAGGGGAUGGAAAAUAUUUUUCAAAAUGAAAAUCAUGUUCCAAAUCGAGAAAAUCCUCGCAUAGUUCAUCGACAUGAGAAUGCUGAUAAUGUUUUACAUGGAUUGCGUGAUCGUUAUCAGGUCACCCGAAUUAUAGAAGAAGUGUUAAAUCGGGUUGGAUUGAAUGUUGGUUUUAUGAAUCAGCCACAUUUUGUCUCGGCUUUUCCCCAAGUAGUUAAAAUGGUUGAAGUGCUAAGAGAGGUAAAAAAUCCAAAAAUAAUUACAAAAUUUGCUGGAGAAGUCGGAGAAUCAACAACUGAAUAUGUUGCUUGUUAUUUGGUCGAAAUUGGAAACUUAGCAAAUGACGAAAAUUUGAAAAUGAAAUUUUUUCCGUCGUCAUUGACGAAGAAUGCAUUUACAUGGUUUUCGAAUCUUAGACCAAAUUCGAUCACAACAUGGAAUCAGUUAGAAACUGCUUUUCACGCUUAG